Molecule: messenger RNA, 4051 nt
Organism: Patella vulgata (common limpet)
Lineage: Eukaryota; Metazoa; Mollusca; Gastropoda; Patellidae
Product: sialin
Exons: 11
Coding region: 681-2357 (558 amino acids)
Biological process (GO): monoatomic anion transport; transmembrane transport
Molecular function (GO): transmembrane transporter activity
Source: RefSeq, a predicted model, not a curated record
CUACCUUAAAAAAUCGAACACACUAAUUGUAAGAUUUUAUGUGACGUUUGGUUAAUCACACAGCAGGAAACAUCUGAGAAGGAAGAUAUCAAGCCACUAAUCAUUGAGCAAUGGAGAAAGAGGUUUUGUUAUUUGUGUAGGAAUCGUUAUGCAGAGUUGCAAUUAUUUUGUACGAGUAAAUGUUUAGAAAUGGGCUUUUUCAACAUGUCUUUUUAUCGGAGGGAACAAAAAAGAAAUAAUAAGUUCAUAUUAUAACAAAAGAUGAACAAUUUUAAAAACGGUAAACAGUACCUCUGUGAGGUGAAGGGAAAGGAGAGUGGCGUAUAAUAUGCCUCAAUCUUAUUUUUAAAUUCUUUGGAACAGGAAUGAAAAAAACAUUCUUAAAUCGAACGGAAACUGUCUUCUUGAAAAAAAAAAUAGCCGCCAUGAUACAAAUAAUAGUAUUGUUUACAUAGACCACUUGUUAUCAGUAACAUUUAUAUCUGCUCCAGUAGAAUUAGAUAAUUUCACUUAACGCUCUUAAGGUGAAGUGUGCAACAACAGUUCUGAACAAUUCAUCCUUGAUGAAAGUGGUGUGAAUACUAAUUUUAACAGAGUGGAGUUUUAAAGAGUGCAAAUUCUUGGACAGCGAAGACAUAAAACUUAGUUACGAAUUUUUGUUUUGUCAUUUGAAUACAAUAAUGACUAAACAGGAGGUUAAAGAAAAACAUGAAAAAUUGGAUAGCAACAAGCCGCCACCCCUGGAUCAUGAAAUUAAGGAAUCCUGUACUGAAAAAUUUACAUCAUGUCGAUGGAUGAUUGGCUACAUGUGCUGUGCAGCACGAUUCAGCCAAUCAGCUAUUCGACAACUCAUCGGUAUGGCCACCGUGUGUAUGACCUUGCAGAGGGCCGUUGAAUAUCAGGUGACCCCGAAAGACAUGGAAGAAUUCCAUCCAAAUGUUAGCCUGAAUGCAUCAAAAUUAGUUGAGAAGGAGGAAGAAGAUUUUACAUGGUCAUCAGAAUUUGAGGGAACUGUUUUAGCAGCGUUUAAUUUUGGUUUUAUUGCCUCUCCUAUAAUCGGGGGAUAUAUUGCCGGAUAUUUUGGCGGGAAAAGGGUCAUCACAUUUUCCUUGAUUGUCGGGUCUUUGGCAACUGUAUUAACUCCGGUAGCAGCACGUGCUGAUAAGGCGUUAUUGGUGUUCAUGAGGGCUGUAGCUGGUUUAGUCAUGGGUGCUGUAGAUCCAGCUAUCCAAUCUCUCUGGUCCAAGUGGGCACCCAUGUAUGAAAAGAGUCAGUUGACAACAUGUUCUUAUUCAGGUUUAAGUAUAGCUGGUAUAACAACAUUUCUUGUAUCAGGUUAUUUAUGUACUAUACAACUAGAUAAUGGUUGGCCUUUUAUAUUCUAUGUAUUUGGUGGAUUCUCUCUGCUUCUUGUGUUUCCAUGGUUAUAUUUAGUUUACGAUUCACCAGAACAACACCCUCGAAUAAAAAUGGAGGAGAUCAAGUAUAUAAAUCAUGGGAAGUCUACGUCCAUAAAAAAGUCCAUUCAUCCACCAUGGCCUAAAAUUUUAACGUCUCUUCCAUUUUGGGCCAUUGUCGUGGCUCAUAUUACCUACACAUGGGUAACGUCAUGGGUGCUUGCCUAUCUACCAAAGUAUUUAAACAACAUUCUUAAAUUUAAUGUUGAAGAGGAUGGAAUCGUCUCAUCCAUACCAUUUGUUGGGCGUCUAGUAUCGGGCGCUGUAUGUGGCUACCUAUCGGAUUGGUUACAAAAGAAACGGUAUUUUACAACUGUAACUGUCCGAAAAAUAUUCCAGUCAAUUGGUUGUGUGGGAUGUGCUGGCUGUAUGAUUGGUAUCAGUUUUCUAGAUCACAACAACCGAAUCCUGGCCGUGUGUUUAUUGAUAUUGGGAUUAACCUUCCAGAAUUUUACCUCCGUCGCUUUCCGUAUAAACCAUCUAGAUAUAGCUCCUAGGUAUGCUGGUGUAUUGAUGGGUGUAACGACAACGGUAGCAAUGUCUGCAGGUCUCUCGGCUCCUUUUAUAACAUCAGCUUUAAUAGAAGAGGACACUGCUGAAGAGUGGAAGGAAGUUUUUUGGAUUGUAGCCGCACUGAACGUUGUUGGGGCAAUAAUCUUCGCAAUAUUUGCCAAAGGGGAAAUCCAGCCGUGGGCCAUAGAGAGCAUUGUUAAGGUCAUCGAUCCACCAAUCGACGAAUCGGUUGUAAAGGGACUAGAUGUUAAAUCGGACUUGCCAACUUAUAUUGACGUGGUUUCGGAUAAUGGUGUCGUGAAUCCGGCAUUUACUAUCAAAGAUGAAAAUUUAAAUCAAGGCCAUAACGUAUCGGACUUUUACGAAGAGAGCAGUACAAAGCUCUAAGAUUCUGUCACAUCAUGUCAAUGGCAUUUAGAUGAUGCACUGGCAUAGGAGGCCUAACCAAGGUCGCAUGGAAAGGGUUAUGGCGGCUAUUUGUCGAUCUCAAUAGAUCAAGAUAUGCUGUGAUAGUUUUUAAGUAUUGGCGGCUUUUAUUUCACCAAGCCAAUAAGCAUAAAUACAAUAGGUCCCGGGUGUCUCAUAAUGUAAUUUAUAAAGGGCAUCUUAUUGUUGGGGGAAAACCUAGAGCUGAUCAAUUAAUAUUCCUAAGAACUUUAUGUUUCUUAUGUAAAUGCGUCUAAAGACAUUACACUUAAAAAAUAAAUUCAUUUGGAAUAUUAAAGGACAAUAUUGGUGUCAGUCAUUAUCACAUAUGUGAUAGAAUUUGUUAAACACGUUCCAAAUAUAAUUUUUAACACAGAGAUCAUUGCUACGAUAGAUGCGUAGUGAAGGUUUCUACAAAAGGAAGUGACGAACGCAAAAGGAAAACUAGAGUCACCCUUCUAUAUAACUGACUGAAGUGACAAGUGGUAACAGAUACACUGGUGACCAAAAGUUAUUAUGUGAGACUGUGAAAAGAUAUCUGACAAUUCGAAAAAGUAAUUGAAUGUCAUUAGAUAAGAGAAAAUGAGAAAAAUUGAUAUAGUCCGUACAUUCACUUGUUUUUAUUCAUUCUAUACUUAAUAAAAACAUGGUAAUGCACGGAAUUUUUCUUUAUUUUUUCGUUUUCUCUUUUCUAGUGACAGUCAAUUUCUGUUUUGAAUCGUCAGAUAUCCCCUCAGUCUCAUAUAACAACUUUUGGUCUUCGAAGGAAUUAUUAGUGAACAGUAAUUCGCCCGUGUAUCUGUUAUCACUUGUCACUUCAGUCAGUUAUAUAGAAGGAUAACUCGUGUUUUCCUUUUGCGUUCGUCAAUUUCGUUUGUUGUAACCUUGAUUUCGCAUCUAUCGUAGCAAUGGCCACUGUGUUAAAAUUAUAUUUGGAACGUGUUAAACCAGUUUUAUAACAUGUGUGAUAAUGACUGACACCAAUAUGGUCCUUUAAAUUCCGUGGUAUAAUGUUAAAAGGGAGACUACUCCAUCAGAAAGUUAAUAUUGUUUGCCAUCACAGCAAUCUGAUUCAAACACAGAUCCUAUUUCGUUUCGUUUUUAUAGUUCAAAAUUUCGUUUUACUUGUCUUUACUACACUAGGAUCUGGAAGAGUUGUUAUAUAACCCGCGUUCUUAUUGAUGUGAGGGAUUAGCCAAUGAAACGGUCUGUUACGGCGAAUUUUUAGCGUGAGUUGCAUGGAACUGUGGAUAACCCACUAGACACGUCACCAAAGCUGAUUGUUUAAUCAAAUGGCUAUCGCCAUAGGAUGAAAAGCCACGUGUAUGACCUCUGACGCGGCCUUCCAGUACAACCGAUCAGAUCUUCAUGUAGUAGAGACCAUCGAAAGUAUAAAAAACGAAACGAAAUAUAGAUCUGUAUUUUAAUCAGAUUGCCAUCACAGAAAUUCCAAAUUCAACCUGCUGGUAGACCUGUUGAUAGUGGCAAUAUUCUUCGGUGACGGAUAAAAAUCUGACAUCAAAUAGACUUAUAAACUUUAAUUCCCACAGACUUACCCAGUGCUUAUGAUGUAAUCGAUAUGAAACCGGUGAAAUUAUAAAUAUUCGUUAUUGUACUUAAUUCUUUUAUGAAAAUAAAAUAACAUAUUUCCAAGA